This is a messenger RNA of Glycine soja, 2041 nucleotides long. Its product is annotated as aldehyde dehydrogenase family 2 member C4-like. The coding region runs from base 285 to 1790 and encodes 501 amino acids. The record is from RefSeq and is a predicted model, not a curated record. NCBI's taxonomy places the organism in Eukaryota, Viridiplantae, Streptophyta, Magnoliopsida, Fabales, Fabaceae. The transcript has 9 exons. Gene Ontology annotation, molecular function: aldehyde dehydrogenase (NAD+) activity.
UUAUAUCCAAAAGAUUCUCUGUAUAUUAUACCUAUGAUGAUUUAAGUAAUAAAUUUACUUAUAAAUUAUAAAACUUACUUUAUAAGUAUUAUAGACAUUGGAUUUUACAUAAUUGCCAUCUAAUGUCGAUUAAUACGUGAGCUCCUUGUUUGUUUUAUCCUUUGAUGAUAUUUUAUCGCAUAUAUAACAGUGGUGCUAGCUUAGUCUGUUUGUAUUACAAUUAGUCUCAGUCCCCAACGACUGGUUCUGUUUUCUCUCUGCUGCUUCGAUUCAUUCACACAACCAUGACUAGCCUUACUAAUGGCGAUGCUGGCUCCCUCAACAAGGUCCCCACGAUCAAGUUCACCAAGCUCUUCAUUAAUGGAGACUUCGUUGACUCUCUGUCAGGAAAGACAUUUGAGACAAUAGAUCCAAGAACAGGAGAUGUUAUAGCGAGGAUAAGCGAGGGAGAUAAAGAAGACAUUGACAUUGCUGUUAAAGCAGCACGUCAUGCAUUUGACAACGGUCCAUGGCCUCGCCUUCCCGGCUCUGAGAGAGCAAGAAUAUUGCUGAAAUGGGCAGAAAUAAUUGAGGAAAACGCAGAAGAACUUGCAGCACUAGAUGCGAUUGAUGCGGGGAAGUUGUACCAUAUGUGUAGGAAUGUGGAAGUUCCAGCAGCGGCAAACACUCUUCGUUACUAUGCUGGUGCAGCCGAUAAGAUUCAUGGAGAGGUGUUGAAAAUGUCUCGAGAGUUCCAUGCCUAUACAUUACUUGAACCACUUGGUGUUGUGGGACACAUUACUCCCUGGAAUUUCCCCAAUACCAUGUUCUACAUCAAAGUCGCUCCUUCUUUAGCUGCUGGCUGCACCAUGGUCCUCAAGCCUGCUGAGCAAACACCCCUCUCUGCUUUGUUUUCUGCUCAUCUUGCUAAAUUGGCUGGAAUCCCAGAUGGAGUGAUCAAUGUAGUGCCUGGAUUUGGCCCAACUGCUGGUGCUGCAUUAAGCUCACACAUGGAUGUUGAUAAGGUCAGCUUUACCGGUUCAACACAAACAGGCCGUGUGAUAAUGCAGGCUGCAGCAAAGAGUAACUUGAAACAAGUUUCACUUGAAUUAGGAGGCAAGUCACCCCUCAUAAUUUUUGAUGAUGCAGAUAUAGACAAAGCUACUGAGCUAGCUCUACUAGGCAUCCUAUAUAACAAGGGAGAAGUUUGUGUUGCAAGUUCCCGUGUGUUUGUUCAAGAAGGGAUCUAUGAUGAAUUUGAGAAAAAACUGGUGGAGAAGGCAAAAGCUUGGGUCGUUGGGGAUCCCUUUGAUCCUAAAGUUCAACAAGGCCCUCAGGUUGACAAGGAACAAUUUGAAAAAGUUCUUUCAUAUAUUGAGCAUGGAAAGAAAGAAGGAGCUACCCUUUUGACCGGGGGUAAAACAGUGGGGAACAAGGGCUACUUUAUUGAGCCGACAAUUUUCUCCAAUAUAAGGGAGGAUAUGCUUAUAGCACAGGAUGAAAUAUUUGGCCCAGUGAUGGCACUGAAGAAGUUUAAGACCACUGAGGAAGCAAUUAAGAGUGCUAACAAUACCAAGUAUGGCCUAGCAGCAGGCAUAGUGACCAAGAAUUUGGAUACAGCAAACACAGUGUCAAGGUCUAUUCGGGCAGGCACUAUAUGGAUCAACUGCUAUUUUGCCUUUGGCGAUGAUGUUCCCUUUGGAGGAUAUAAGAUGAGUGGAUUUGGAAAAGAUCAUGGAUUGGAAGCCCUUCACAAGUACCUACAAGUUAAAUCUGUUGUUACUCCCCUUUACAAUUCUCCCUGGCUUUGAAUGUCUACUGCAUGGAUCUUGGAAAAUGGUCCAUUCUGGCCAUUUCCUAUCAAUUUGCAUCUGCCAUGAGGCAUGGAAAUUCAGUUCUUGAACAGUGGUGUCUAUUAUAUUGUCAACAAGCUGGCCUUUUCCUACUUUUCAGUCAUGCUUUAAUAGAAAAUGUAUGGAAGAAAAAUAGUAAUUUUAUUUUUGUUUGGUUUGUAAUUAAAAGGAAAUAUCAACACAAUUUAACUUAUUGCUUCAACAGAAUA